AACACACUGCCUGCUGCAACAGACUGCAAAAAGUGCGACAGGUUUAUAGGUGUUUUUCUCUCAGUUUUCAAAGAUAUUAAAGAAAGCAGUGUCAGAGUGACGAGCAGGAGGAGGCAACAAUGCCGAAAAAAGCCAAGAAAGGUGGAGGAGGUAAGGGUGGUGGGAGGACGGAGAGGCUGGAGUUCCUGCAGCAGAGAGCUCAGGCUGAGGAGGAGAUGGCCAAGAAAAGAGAAGAAACACUUGCUCAGUUUCUGAAGGACAAGUUGGAGAAGGAGGAGAAGAACACUGCAGAGAACCUGCGGAAGCUGAAUGAAGGCUGGAGGGCAAUUCUCUGUCAGACUCGAGACCCUGAGCUUCGUCAAGAAAUCUCCAUCUUCAGUCAGACUUUUGAGCGGCAGCUGGAGGGCUUGGACAGCAUCAUCAAGGACCUGGUGUGUGACUUGCAGGAGAAGGAGCGUCAGUCGGCUCAUGGGCGCCGGGCUCACCUGCAACGUUUGGAGCAUCUGUGGGCUCUGCAUGAAAAAUGGAUGAUGUUUGUGCAGCAGCACUGGGAGAAUGGCAUGCAGCAGCUGAGCUCCAGGUUUAACUCUGAGGGGAAGCAGAUGUCAGCACACUCUCAGCAGCAGCGAGCUGAUCUGGAAGACGCAGUGCUCACUGUGGAGCAGCAACACAAAGAAGUGAUGGUUGAAAUCCACAGUCUGCACAGUAACUGUAUUGGAGCGUAUGAGAAGGCUCUAAAGAAGAGGGAUGGCAAGGAGACGCUGAAGGAGGAGAGUCUUCAGAUCCAGGAGGCUCUGCUGUUCUGCUGCAGAAAAAAAGAAGAGGUGGAAAACCUGGUCACCAGAGAGCAGCUUUACUUUCACAUAACAGCUGAAAAAAUGAAGGAGGUUAAAGAGCUGCAGGAAUCAGUCAUUCAGCUGAGGGAGAAGCUGAACUCCUGUCUGACAGAAAAUGAGUCAAAGGAACAAGAUCUGAUGGCCUCCAGCAACGAGGUGAAUAAAAAGACUGACGAGCUUCGCCAGCAGCUGAGUCAGGGUCGCUCGGCAGCCAGGAAGCAGCUCAUGCACCUCACCAUACAGAGCAACAACGCCAUCAGGAAACUCCAGGCAGUGAUCACCAAGGGGGAGAAGGUUUUACGUGUCGCUGAAAUGUGUCGGAAGCUGGAGAGGAAGCAUGAAAAGGUCCUGACAUCAUCAUCAUCAUCAUCAUCAUCAUCAUCAUCAUCAUCAGCAGAGAAUCACAGAUCUGUGACUGAGGAGGAGGAACCUGCAAAGGAGUCAUCUGAGUUUCCAGAACUGCAGCAGUUGAGGCAGCGCAUGAACACGGCUCUGCUGCUUCGACAUGCUCUGAAGAAACAGAGAGAGGACCUGAGCCGACAGAACCAGCAGCUGAGGCUUCAGCUGCGUCAGCAGGUGGACGACAUGAACACCAGCGACUGCGCCCUCGACGCACACCAUGCUUUGCUCACUGUAUCCCGAGCCCCGACCACUGCGGUCCCACUGAACACCAACAGCCGGCGCAACAUCACCAAGGCUGUUCACGCCGUCAAACAUAAAGCUUCUCCAAAAAAAAUCUGAAGCACCUGUGAAACAUGAUGUCAUUAACAGUCUG
Messenger RNA from Seriola dumerili (greater amberjack), 1611 nucleotides. Its product is annotated as coiled-coil domain-containing protein 65-like. Lineage: Eukaryota; Metazoa; Chordata; Actinopteri; Carangiformes; Carangidae. Gene Ontology annotation, cellular component: axonemal dynein complex; axoneme. The coding region runs from base 120 to 1577 and encodes 485 amino acids. Gene Ontology annotation, biological process: cilium-dependent cell motility; regulation of cilium movement; axonemal dynein complex assembly. The record is from RefSeq and is a predicted model, not a curated record. The transcript has 9 exons.